AUGGAUCCCAUCACAGCAUUGGGUGUCGCGGCGGCCGUCGUCGCGUUUGUGGAUUUCGCCAUAACUCUCACAAGAGUCGCGUCACAGAUCCAUGGCUCCUCCACAGGGGAAACAGCAGACAACGUGGCCAAUGCAGAGGAGGCGGAAAAUUUCCAAACAGCAGUGUCGGACCUGAAGAAGCUGCACGGUGCAACUUUCUUAGAUUCAAAAUGGACUGCAAUGGUGAGCAAAUGCAAUGCGGCUUCUGGUGAGCUUCUUGCCUUGCUCGACGAUUUAAAAGCAAAGAACCCCAACUCCAAGAGAGAGGCAGGGAGGGCGGCAUUCAAGGCGCUUUGGAACAAAAAUAGAGUGAAAACUCUGAAGCGAACGGUUGAAGGGUAUCGAGGUCAACUGCAUUUCCUUAUUAGCAAAGACACUCUGCUUCAAUCCGACGAAAGUUUCCAAAGGCUCAUUUCCUACGCUUGUUCCAAUCGAGAUAAGCUCGAGGACAUGCACAAGUCUAUCAAAGCGCUCACCCAAGGAAGAGAGUCGCAGACCCUUUACCCCGAGACAGUGACGAAACUGCAAGAACUAUUAAAGAGAGUGACCGACGCGAACGACCAGGCUCACCGAUCCAGGAGGAUCCUCGAAGCCCUAAGCUUUUCUGAGAUCAACCAACGAUACGGGGAGAUCGGCGCAGAGCAUAACGCAUCCCUCGACUGGCUGAUAAACGACACCGGUCCUCUGGCGGACUGCGAUGAAGGCUACAACGAGAUGAUCGCGAAUGAGCGCACGAGGUUCAUUGAGUGGCUCAGAGAGCCCGGACAGAGGCUGUUCCAAAUCUGCGGAAAGCUAGGGUGCGGAAAGUCCGUCGUGAUGAGGUGGGUCUCUGGUCAUAGCCAGACCAGGGCGUACCUUACAGAGUGGGCGCAAGCGGACGACAGCCAGAUAUCCUUGGUUAUGGGAAGGGUUUUUCUGAAGAAGGACGGAACAAAUAGUCUGCAGCGCAGUCGGAGCGGCCUCGUACGGACUCUCUUGCAUUCGAUUUUGACGGACUCCCCCAACCUCAUCCCCUUGCUCUUCCCAGCAGAGUGGGCAGCAAGUACCUUCUACCAUGAAAUGUUGUCCUAUGAUGCAAACAGUCUCGAAAAAGCCUUUGAGACCCUGAAGAGUUCUCCUCAGGUUUACAAGGGCCAUAAGAUUGUCAUCUUCAUCGAUGGCAUAGAUGAAAUCAACUCCCUGGCCGACUUCAGCGUCACUGAUCCGGUGCGUGAGCUGCGUGACUGGGUCAAUGGCAACUCGAAUGUCAAGAUAUGCCUGGCAUGUAGAGAGAUUCCCGUGAUUCAGAGGAAGCUAGCAAAGUUUCCACUCCUUCAACUCCAUACGGUGAGCCGUGGAGGUAUCGCCAAGUUCGUCAGGGAUACGCUCGCUGUGGAAAUGGAGGACUUGAGUGACGAAGACGAGGACGUGAACGAACUCAAGACGGAAACACUCGCGCAACUGAUAAUCGAAAAGUCUGACGGCAUCUUUCUUUGGGUUUCCUUUAUCCUUCGUGAUGUGGUAGACGGAUUGAACAACGCGAACGCGCUGGAAACCCUCUGGAAGAAGGCAACCGCGCUUCCAAAAACUCUUAGUGAGAUGUUCAGAGCGAUUCUAAAAUCAAUCAAGGAUGAAGACAAAGUCCAGGCCGACCGAUUCCUGUCACUUGUGCUCGCUUCCCAUGGGCCGUGCCCGCUCCUACGCCUUUCCCUUCUUGAGGAAUACCAGAAGAAUCAUGAUUUUGCGGACGGCCAUCUGCCCCAAAUGUCUCCAGACCAGCUUGGGAAUCGCCUCCGAAAUGUCCGGCACCAAGUCAAAGGAAUCUGUGCAGGAUUGCUGGAGAUUGUUGACGAUCCACAGCAGCCCGAGCUGACUUUCAGGGCACCUGUCAGAUUCGCCCACGGCUCAAUUGCCGAGUUCCUGGAUGACAGUCCGGAGGAUUUUGGCAUGAUGGCCAAAGGGCUAGACGAGCCAUUCGAUUCCUUUCGAGCCUUGUGUGAGACCUUCAGAGCUCACAAUAAAUCUGCUGGCAAUGCUUUGGCCAAAUACGCUGCCGCGACGAUUUGGGAGUUUGAUGACGGCAUUCCGAGUUUCGAGUUUGACGUUUAUCGUUUGCUGCAGCUCAGCAAAAUAGAAGAUCCGCAGUUUGACUUCAGUGACUUCCUCAAAAAAGCGGUCGAUGAGAUCUGUGCAAUGCACCCGGCCGGAGACACGGCGAGGCGAAAGCUGAGUGCGCGUUGA
This is a messenger RNA of Aspergillus mulundensis, 2259 nucleotides long. RefSeq lists its product as uncharacterized. Lineage: Eukaryota; Fungi; Ascomycota; Eurotiomycetes; Eurotiales; Aspergillaceae. Bases 1 to 2259 code for a protein of 752 amino acids. The record is from RefSeq and is a predicted model, not a curated record. The transcript has 2 exons.